This is a messenger RNA of Canis lupus familiaris (dog), 3134 nucleotides long. It is a transcript of the gene CCDC66, whose product is annotated as coiled-coil domain containing 66. NCBI's taxonomy places the organism in Eukaryota, Metazoa, Chordata, Mammalia, Carnivora, Canidae. The record is from RefSeq and is marked provisional. Gene Ontology annotation, cellular component: microtubule; photoreceptor inner segment; cilium. Gene Ontology annotation, biological process: cilium assembly. Gene Ontology annotation, molecular function: microtubule binding.
UACACAGGUGGCUGGAGCGUCCUGUGGAGAGAGCGAGAGAUCAGGCCAUGAACCUGGGAGAUGGCUUAAAGCUUGAAACUGAAUUGUUGGAUGGAAAAACCAAGUUAAUAUUGUCUCCAUAUGAAUGUAAAUCAAAAAAUUCUGUGAAGCAUCUUUUUUUUUCUUUGUAGCAUUUUAGUCUUUAUUUGUGUUUCUUGAAUAGAGCUCAAUUUGGAUGAUGUGGCAUUUUCCACCUCUGAGCUUUUGAUGGCUUUGCUAUUUUUUCCAGGUUUAAUCAAAGUGGAGUUGCUUGAGUAUCCAGCAUAAAUGGAUGGGAAGUAAGAACAAGAUUGCAAAAUGUCCUAUAAGAACAAAACAGACUGGAUACAUUCUAAAAUCAACACAAAAUACAUGUAUCAGGAGUGGAAAACUUUUGCAAAAGAAGAGAAUGGGUUCAGAAACUUCACUGGCAAAAGGUGAAAAAAGUAGCAUGAUUUUUUCACCCACUAAGGAUUUAUGCAAGCAGUAUGUAGAUAAAGACUGUCUUUAUGUCCAGAAAGAGAUUUCACCUGCAACCCCCACUAUACAGAAGACUAGAAACACCAUAAAUACCUCUGUAGUAGCUAAGCAGAAGCAUUGCAAAAAACACAUCACAGCUGAAAAUACGAAGAGCGGUUUGGUGUGUCUAACACAAGACCAACUACAACAGAUUUUAAUGACUGUGAACCAAGGAAAUAAGUCUAUUUCCGCGAUUGAAAAUGGAAAGGAGGAAACAAGUCAAGACAGUCUACAUUUAAACAAUACUUCCAAUCAGCCAAAAGAUGAGAACAUAAUGGGAGUAUUCCAAAAAAAUGAGGCUCUUUCAUCUGUCCUGGAUGAAAAUAAAUCCACUUUAAAUAAAAAUCAAGAGACAUCUAAGCAGUAUGAGCAGAAAAUUGCCAUAGAGAAUGUAUGGAAACCAGCUGACAUAUUCAGUACUCUGGGCGAAAGAGAACGUGACAGAAGUUUGUUGGAAGCAAAAAAAGCCCAGUGGAAGAAAGAGCUUGAUGAACAGGUUGCUUUAAAGAAGAAAGAAAAAGAAGCUUCUGAAAAAUGGAACAAUCCUUGGAAAAAAUUUGAAAGUGAUAAAAUAGUGUGGGAAAAAUUUCAAACUCUUGGCCAGUCUAAGACUAGUCUUAGCUCUUCCAACAUUCUGUCACAGUCUCCCAGUCAGAUAACAGUGGUCCAGGCUGAUGACUACCCACUAUGUAGAGCCAGUCAGAUUUUAGAGGAAACAGUACCACUGGAGCGCCCUUUGAGUACUGUGAAACAAGAACAGCAGAGAAAAUGGAUUGAAGAUUUGAACAAGCAAAUAGAAGAUGAUCGGCAAAGAAAAAUAGAGGAAAAAAUUACAUCUUCAAAGGGUGAGGAACAUGACAGAUGGGCAAUGCAUUUUGAUUCAUUAAAGAACUAUCCUGCUUCUCAGUCUCAACUGUCCUCUCGGUCAAUACACAACCAACCAGAGUACUUCUGUGUCUCUCCGGACACUCAGGAACUGUCUGAUAUCAGCAAUGUUUAUACACCAACGACUGGAAGCCAGGUUGAACCUUCAGAGGAGGAGCAUAUAGCAAAACCUGUUAGAGAUAUGGCUAUGGCAAAUAGUCAGAAAACAAACUUUCUCCGUUCUAUGACUGCUCUCCUGGAUCCAGCUCAGAUUGAAGAACGUGACAGGCGACGACAAAAACAGUUAGAACAUCAGAAAGCCAUCACUGCUCAGGUAGAAGAGAAACGCAGGAAGAAGCAGCUGGAAGAACAGCAAAGAAAGAAGGAAGAACAAGAAGAGGAGCGUCGCUUAGCGAGGGAACGAGAAGAGAUGCAGAAACAGUAUGAAGAAGACAUACUUAAGCAAAAACAAAAGGAAGAAAUCAUGACUCUCAAGACAAAUGAAUUGUUCCAGACAAUGCAGAGAGCACAGGAGCUAGCACAGAGACUGAAACAAGAACAGAGAAUACGAGAAUUGGCUCAGAAGGGACAUGAUACGUCUGGAUUGAUUAAAAAUCUUGGUGGAUAUGGCUUGGAUGAUGUCAGUGGUAAAAUGAAUACAUGUAUUAAUUCUACAACCUCUCCCAAAAAGGAUACUGCUGUACAAACAGAUGACUUAAAUACAGGAAUGUUCACCAUUGCAGAAUCAUGCUGUGGAUCAAUAAUAGAGAGGGAAAUUCUAAAUUGCUCAUCUCCUGAGAUUCCUGCAGAAUUUAAUGACCAGUUUAAGAAAGACAAACAGGAACUAAUCAAUCAGGAUAAAGCAGCCAACUUAGAAAAAGAAAACAGUUGGUACAAUGAUCAGUAUGAGUUUGCAAGGACAGAGAAAAAACAUACGAAGAAGUGUCCUAAAAGGCCUGAUUGGAAUAUAAAUAAGCCACUCAAAAGGUAUAUUCCGGCAUCAGAAAAGUACCCUAAACAGCUUCAAAAGCAGAGAGAAGAAAAAAAAGUAAGAAGGCAGAUGGAACUGCUUAAUUUGGUAGAAAGAAAUAAUCCUGGACAUCUCUCUCAAAAUAGAGGGACUUCACCAGUUCUUCCUUCACCUCAAGAAGCAGAGGCAAGGUUCAGGUGGCAUCUAAUCAGAAAGGAGGAACCUCUGAAAAGUGAUUCUUUCAGCAAGGAAAGGUCUCAGUCACCACUGGAACUGGUGAAAAACAGAACACAACAAACUCAGACACUAAAAAACAGAGAGAAUCUGAUCUUAGGAGACAGUCAGACAGAAACAUCACCUGGAGCUUCUGAACCAUCCCAUUUUAUCCCCUAUGUCCGAACCAAUGAGAUUUAUCAUCUUGAUCCAGAUGCACCACUGUCCAGGCCUUUAACCCAGGAUCUUCAGUACCAAAAUCCACAUGACUGUGACCAAGAACAAUGGCAGCUAUUUGAAUCUGAUGUCAGGGACCCACUUCUCAAUCCUAACUUGGUGAAAAACAGGGAUCGACAGCAAGCAAUCCUUAAGGGACUAUCAGAACUGAGACAGGGCCUUCUCCAGAAGCAAAGGGAGUUGGAAACUAAUCUCAUGCCUUUAGCUGCAAAUCAAGAAGAGAAUUUUAAUUCUUCGUUUUAAAUGUAGAAAAUCAAAUCCUUCACAUUUGUUGCUUUUAAAUUAUGUGUUCAUUGCAUAACUGUAUUUUCCA